Messenger RNA from Ruditapes philippinarum (Manila clam), 2924 nucleotides. Its product is annotated as short-chain collagen C4-like. NCBI's taxonomy places the organism in Eukaryota, Metazoa, Mollusca, Bivalvia, Venerida, Veneridae. The coding region runs from base 95 to 973 and encodes 292 amino acids. The transcript has 7 exons. The record is from RefSeq and is a predicted model, not a curated record.
AAGGUCACUUUGUAAACGGUCUAACCUUUCAUAACCUGCUGUGAAAUAAAAUUUCAUUUUGAUAUUUUGAAAAGGAACAUUGUUUUAUAUUAGAAUGUCAGAAAAGAUAAAUUUCUUAAUUAUUUUAACUCUACUUUGUUGUGGUUACUGCAAGGAAAACUCAGAAAAUGAAUGCAAGAAUUUGAACGAGAAAGUUCAGACGUUACAAGAAGAACUUCGUGUAAUAAACAAAGCGUUAACAGAUACGUCUUCCGAAAAUAAGGCAUUACGAAAUGAAUUUGAAGCUCUUCUGACUGAGUUCCGAGUAAUAAAGCAGAUAACAGGUUCCAAUCAUGGAGAUAAAAGAUUUGUAGCAGAUGGAGAAAUGGAUGUUGAGGCAGCUGUUGCUAAGCUUGCGAAAGAUGUUAAGAUGUUGACUGACGGUAUUGGAAGUACCUACGUUAGAUGGGGAAGAACAACAUGCCCUGGCAAUACGACAGUAAUUUACAAAGGAUUUAUGGGUGGAAAUGUCUAUACGGAUAACGGAGGCCCUGCAAACUAUCUGUGCUUACCGGAUGACCCUACAUGGGCAAAAUAUCAAGACGGGAUACAGAAUGAAGGAAACAAGAUAUAUGGCUCCGAGUAUGAACAUCAUGGAACGAACAUUAAUCCAUUUCCACAAAAUAUGAUGGACGAGGAUAUUCCAUGUGCUGUGUGUAGCACUAGAAGACCAUUGAAUAUCAUGGUUCCUGCAAGGACUAGCUGUUAUACUGGAUGGCAUUUAGAGUACACCGGUUAUCUCAUGACAAUCAAGUCUGAUAAGCCCGCAGCAGGAGAAUAUGUCUGUAUAGACGAUCACCCUGAGGCGAUACCACACGGGACAGCAAAUACGAACGGAAAUGUUAUGUACCUUGUUGAGGCAGUUUGUGGAACUCUUCCUUGUCUUCCCUACGUAAAUGGUCGUGAACUUGCUUGCUCUGUUUGCAGCAAAUAACUUCUAAAGACAUUCAUUUCCAUCACAAAAUAAGAAAUAACUUAUAUCUGACUGCAAUAGAGAGUUUUAAGAGAAUUUGCAUAAUAGUGGUUAUUUUUAAAGAAAGGGUUACACCAAUUUAUAACAAUAUAGUUAAGUUUCAUCGUUGUAGGUACUGUCAGGGACUCUUGAUUCUUCAUAUAAUGACUCUUUCCAGCUUGCUUACGGAAGGCAAAUUGUUCUGCUCAGGUCCCGACUCGCGUCUAAGAAUAAUGCAUAAAGGGGAGGGAACUCGAGGUUUUCCAUCUAAAGUUAGACUAGAAAGUCAGAUAAUGUCAGUGUGACUUACAAUAUAAGUAAACAAGCAAUACUCCGCCAAAGAAGCGUAUUUUAGUGGCAAUUGUGCAUACUUAUGAAAUUAACAUUUUUGAUGGAGGUUACGUCGCUCCAAAACAGUAGAUAUUAUAUAAUGACUUUCCAGCUUUACUGGUAAAGGAAAACCUCAAAGUAAACCAACGACAUUCCAUAAGUUAGCUGGGUUGUUAACUCAAAAGUAUCUUAACAACAUCGAAGGUGCAAGUGGUUUAAAGUCAACGUCCCUAACCGUUCGGCCACGGGGGCGCCUUAGCUACGUUAUAUUUCGCUGUUUACAAGUACGACUGGUUUGAAUAUUGUAAGCUUAAUAACCUAGAAAAAGUCUACAGCGUCAAGCGUUUAUAAUAGAUUUUUUUUUUAAUUUUGCCUUGAUAUAAAGGCACAGGAAACACUGGGUUCCGUUCAUUGAACGCCGUCUUUCCUAAUUGAUCAUGUUUACCAUAUUCAAUCCAUUUCCUCAGACUAUGCCAAACGAGGAUAUUCCAUGUGUUCUUUGUAGCACUAAACCAUCGCUGAAUAGCAUGGUACCUGCUAGGACAAGUUGUCACACUGGUAUGUUAUAAAGUCAAAUCAUAGAAUUUAAUAUUGCCCUUAUUAAAAGUGUGCGUAUGUUUUUACUGAAGCGAAAAGAUUGGUAAUGCAAAUGUUUUCAAACGUUACUUCUUUGAUACUACUAAGUCUUAUGUUUGUGAUACUUUAUUCAAUACUGCCAAUUAAUCUUUGAUUGACAACUCUUCUUUCUGGAAUAAAGUACAAAUUUGCAUCACAAAUGACGAUCCUCGCUUGUGAAAUUGCCACUUAUUACUUUAGUGAGUUAAGUGGUUUUGCUAGGGGCGUGGACGGUAACUUUCACUUUCCAAUACCGUCCAUGAACAGGCUCAAUCAAACCGAGCCUGCAACAUUUUCAAUUUUGUCGUGUUGGACUUUAUUUAGGGAUUCUGUAUUUCUCUAUUUUUUUGUGUCUGCUGCUCAGCACAAGGAUCGAAUCAUUUGGCUUUCUUCAUAUAACACCAGUACCAGUAAGGUACAGGAUGAUGACUCGAUUUUCAAGAACUUGUUUCCCAAUAAGGCAUGAAAAACAUCUAUAGCUACUGCUCAAUUUUUGAACACAUGUUUCAAAAUUCAAAAUUUCACCAUUUGAUCUGUUUUUAUAUUGAAAGGUUCAAAGGGAACGUGAACUUUUCAUUGCACAUAACACUACAGUCGAUGAAUUCAAACAAAGCAUACAACGUUUGGAAGAAGUUUUUCGUACAUUUUUAUUAACAGACAUGAACUGACAAUUAAUUGACUGCCUCGUCAAUAUAAAACAUACACUUUCAAAAUAUAUGGGUUACUUUUAAUAUUGCCCUCACAUUCUUCAGGAUGACAUUUAGAGUAUACAGGAUAUCUUAUGACAAACGCCUCCGUUCAUCCCGCAGCAGGAGAAUUCAUUUGUAUGGAUGGUCAUCUCGAACCAAUUCAAAACGGAAGUGCAGAUACGAACGGAAAUUUUAUGUACCAUGUUGAGGCGGUCUGUGGAACGUAACCUUGUUUUCCUUACGUUAAUUGACGAGAACUUGCUUGUUCUGUUUGUAGCAAAUCAACUAGAGACUUUUUU